This is a messenger RNA of Brassica napus (rape), 1755 nucleotides long. RefSeq names its product putative F-box/kelch-repeat protein At3g43710. The transcript has a single exon. Gene Ontology annotation, molecular function: protein binding. The record is from RefSeq and is a predicted model, not a curated record. Lineage: Eukaryota; Viridiplantae; Streptophyta; Magnoliopsida; Brassicales; Brassicaceae. The coding region runs from base 516 to 1706 and encodes 396 amino acids.
AUCCAUGUCAUUCUAUAUAUCAUUAUAUCUAAUUCUAAUUUAUUUAGUUUUUUUUUUUCAUGGAUCUUCUUUUAUCUAGUUAUGUCUCUUUAUACAUAAAACCAAAACGUAAUUAUCAGAUUUCAAGAGUGAUCAUAACUCUUGCUUAUUAUAUUCAUCAUAUGACGUCGGAUAUGAGUUGAGUUUCUGUCUAAGACAUCAAACACAUCUCUGUAAUCUGUAUUAUAUAAAUUCAAUAACUAAUAAGAUUUAUGUUAUGAAAAAAAAAUUAACAAAAAAGGAAAAGAUUUAUGUUAAUAAGAUUUAACCAAUAAUUUUUUUACCAAUAAAUAAUUUUAUGCAUGUAAUCUGUAGUACAUAAAUUCAAUAAUUAAUAAGAUUUAUGUUAACAACAUUUAACCAACAAAGAUUUCUGUCCAUAAAUAGCCCAAAAACAAUGUAUAAAAAAGUAUAUUAAAUCUACAGUUUAGCACAAAACUUUAAUAAAUCACAUAAAUCAAUAAGAAAAUUUGUUAAUGUCGUCUACAACUAUGUCCACCGACCCCAUGAAGGUUGAAGUUCCACCUGUUCUAACGUUGCUGAUGCUUCCUAACGAGUUGAUAUUGAGCUGCUUGGCCCGCGUCCCAAGAUUGUACUAUCCGACUCUCACCCUUGUCUCCAAGAGCUUCCGCUCUCUCAUUAAUUCGCCAGAGCUUUGUAAGACGCGUUCACUUUUAGCUCGCACCGAGAGUUGUCUAUAUGUAUGGUUUCAAUUCCAAAAUGACGAGAACACACAUUGGUUCACUUUAUACCGGAACCCUUAUCAAACCGUCGAUGAUAACUCCCAAACGAAUAAAUUAGGUGGCUAUAAAUUAGUUCCAAUUCCAUCUUUAGAUUCUCCUCCCUCGGCCAUGUCAGUUGUUGCUGCAGUUGGCUCUGAUAUAUAUGCCAUUGGUGGAAGUAUAGAUGGCGUUUCUUCGUCUGGCGUCUUCGUCAUGGACUCUCACUAUCACACAUGGUGUAAGGCUCCAAGCAUGCAUGUGGCUAGGGUGUCUCCUUCUGCUAGCGUUCUUGAUGGAAAAAUUUAUGUGGUAGGAGGAUCCAAAAAUCUUGAUUAUACAAACUGGAUGGAGGUGUACGAUACCAAAACCCAAACUUGGGAGUUUGUACCGAGUCCUGGCGAAGAUAUAGACGGAAGAUUUGGAUACAAAAGCGCAUCAUUGGAAGGAAGUGUCUAUGUGAUGGAUAGGGCAAAAUAUGAGACUUUUAAGCUGAAUAAAGGUAGAUGGAGAGUGGCAGACCAAAAGUUGACUACUGGAUGGAGAUGGGAUUCGGGACAGUUUUAUUAUUGUGUGACAGAGAACGUGUUAUACUAUUAUAGUUCCAUAGAUCUCUGUUGGUAUGACUUUAUUGAUAGACUAUGGAGAGGAGUAAAGGGAUUGGAAGGAAGACUGCCUUGGUAUAGAAGAUUUAGAAAUACUUAUCAUCAUCGAUUGGCAGAUUAUGGUGGAAAGUUGGUGUUUUUGUGGAAAGAGGAUGUGCAUACUGAGAAUGUUCAAAACACAACAUUAGUUUGGUGUGCUGAAAUUUCACUUGAAAGACUACACAGAUCGGAGAUAUACGGAACAGUUGAAUGGUGUGAUGUUGUGUUUACAUAUACGACGCAAGUUGAUCAAGAAAAUACGACGCAAGUUGAGUUAAUGCAUGUUAUUGCUACUACUGCUUGAUGAAUGCUUGAAUCUCCAUUCAACAUCAAAUGAGCUAGUCAUUAAUAUU